Molecule: messenger RNA, 2964 nt
Organism: Vitis vinifera (wine grape)
Lineage: Eukaryota; Viridiplantae; Streptophyta; Magnoliopsida; Vitales; Vitaceae
Product: serine/threonine-protein kinase STY46
Exons: 15
Coding region: 210-2024 (604 amino acids)
Biological process (GO): protein phosphorylation
Molecular function (GO): ATP binding; protein kinase activity
Source: RefSeq, a predicted model, not a curated record
AUUAUUUUUAUUUUUUACAGUUUAAGCAUCUGCGUCUCCAUAAAAGCUUGCUAUCGCCUUCUCUAUUUUUCCGAAUCAAUCCAUUUCACGUAACCAAACAAAUCUUCAUCCACCGUUUAUAUCUCCGUUCGCCGUUCCGGAUCUCGCUGCCUCAAGAUUUUCUCGCCAAUUUUCUCCGUUUUGCUUUUUUAGUUUUGGUGUUGUCUUCAAUGGUGAUGGAAGACAACGAGAGUUGCAGUAGCAGAGUUCACGAUUCGUCGUCGCCGGCGCAGUCGCGGCAACAGCGCCAGAAGCUGGAGGUAUACAAUGAGGUUCUGCGUCGGCUCAAGGAUUCCGACAACGAGGAGGCGUUUGAGCCUGGUUUCGACGAGGAACUGUGGGCUCACUUCGUUCGACUCCCCACUCGGUAUGCUCUGGAUGUGAAUGUGGAGAGGGCUGAAGACGUUCUAACGCACAAGAGAUUGCUGCAUUUGGCGCAUGAUCCUACCAAUAGGCCUGCAAUUGAAGUUCGCCUUGUGCAGGUUCAUCCUAUAUCUGAUGGGAUUCAUGGGAACAUAGCUGAUUCUAUUCAUUCAAACUCUCCUACUAUUGGGCCAGCCCAUGGUUCUCCAAAGUACUCUAGCAAACAGAGCAUUCUCCCACCACCUGCCUUUGGAUCAUCGCCUAAUCUUGAGGCCCUUGCAAUUGAAGCAAACAAUUCUCAUGUCCAAGAUGGGGAUGGGGAUGAUUCUGUACAUGCUAGUUCACAGUAUUCUCGGCCCAUGCAUGAAAUCACAUUUUCAUCAGAUGACAAGCCAAAACUCCUGAGUCAGUUGACUUGCUUGCUUUCUGAGCUUGAGCUCAACAUCCAAGAAGCACAUGCCUUUUCCACAGUGGAUGGUUACUCCUUAGAUGUCUUUGUUGUUGAUGGAUGGCCAUAUGAGGAAACAGAGCAGCUGAGAACUGCACUGGAAAAGGAAGUUUUUAAGAUUGAGAAGCAAUCUUGGCCAAAUCAUCAUUCCUUAUCUCCUACAGGCGAGCAAGAAGAAACAGGAAUCAAAUGCGAAUCUGAUUUUGUGACAAUACCUAAUGAUGGGACUGAUGUCUGGGAAAUCGAUGUUAGGCAGUUGAAAUUUGAGAACAAAGUUGCAUCGGGUUCAUAUGGUGAUCUGUACAAAGGUACAUACUGUAGUCAGGAAGUGGCAAUUAAAGUCCUCAAGCCUGAGCGUUUAAAUUCAGACAUGCAGAAAGAGUUUGCACAGGAAGUCUUUAUUAUGAGGAAAGUUAGGCACAAGAAUGUGGUACAGUUCAUUGGUGCAUGUACAAGGCCUCCAAGCUUAUACAUUGUGACAGAAUUUAUGUCUGGUGGAAGUGUGUAUGACUAUCUACACAAGCAAAAGGGUGUUUUUAAGCUUCCUGCAUUGCUCAAAGUAUCAAUUGAUGUUUCCAAGGGAAUGAACUACUUGCACCAAAAUAAUAUAAUCCACAGGGAUUUGAAAGCUGCCAAUCUUCUGAUGGAUGAGAAUGAAGUUGUUAAGGUAGCAGAUUUUGGAGUUGCCAGAGUGAAAGCUCAAUCUGGAGUUAUGACUGCAGAAACUGGGACAUAUCGAUGGAUGGCUCCAGAGGUCAUAGAACACAAGCCAUAUGAUCACAAAGCUGAUGUUUUUAGUUUUGGAAUUGUGUUAUGGGAGUUGCUAACUGGAAAGCUUCCAUAUGAGUACUUGACCCCAUUACAAGCAGCCGUUGGAGUCGUCCAAAAGGGUCUCCGGCCAACCAUGCCAAAGAACACUCAUCCAAAGCUUGCAGAGUUGCUCGAGAGGUGCUGGCAACAAGAUCCAACAUUAAGACCCGACUUCUCUGAAAUUAUAGAGAUUCUUCAGCAAAUAGCCAAAGAGGUAAUGCUCAUUUUGCAAUAUGCAAACCCAAUUUUCUUGUGUCUCAUCCAAAUAAUUAGCAAAUUAUUUUGGAACAAAAUAAUGAAUAUUUUCAUUAGCUCAACCAUUUUCCCCCUAGUAUGCUUGCCUUUAUCCACAAAACAUUGCUGAUAUUUUGUUUAUGGUUGGUUUAGCUUUUAAGAACCUGUCAAAUUCUCAUCAUCUUAAGUUGCAUCUUCUUUUUGGUCAUGUAUCAUGAUGGAAGAUGUUGGGUUUUGUAAUCAGGCUAACUGAACAGUGUAUAGAUGCACCCAUGAAUUUGCAAAUAGUUGUAUGUCACAUUCCAUGUCUGCCGUAGAUUUAGUUAGGUUAACUUCCAAUUUUUCUUUUGUGAAGGCUAUGUUUGUUCCCAAAAAAUUUAAGGGAAAUGUGAGAGAAACAAAAUAGAAAGGAAAAGUAGAAAGUAGUAAAGAAAAAUUAAAAAUAAAUUUAAAAUCAAUAAAUUAAUUUUAUAUGCUGCUUUAAACUUAUCUCAAUCUUUUUAAAUUUUCUAUAAUUUAUUAAUUUCAAUUAUAUUUGAUUUUGUUUUUAUAUUUUCUGUAAUAAAACCAAUUACAAGAAAAUAAUUUUCUGUAGUAUUUUUUUUUCAUUUCUUUUUAUUUUGCUAAAACCAAAAAUAAUGGAAUUGGCAUGCCAACUUUCCUUUUCGGCACUCUGCUUACAUUAAAAUUUGACCUGUAUUUGAACAGGUUGGAGAUGAAGAAGACCGGCGCAAGGAGAAAUCUUCUAGUGGAUUCCUAUCAGUUCUCAGACGUGGCCAUCACUGACUAAAAGAAAAUCAUGAUUAUUCUCAUAAUGUGAAGAUAGGCUCUCACUCCAUAGCCGAUUUCCCAUCUUCUUUCAUCAACACUGUAUAGAAUGAUAUACCAUGUUUGAUUUUUUCUCUCUUUUUAGAUUUAUUUUUCUUGCUAAUUUUUUUAACCAACCAUUCUCCUUCAGCGAUACCCCAGUCCAUAGUAUAUCAGUUAGAAGCGAUCCUGUGGCAUUGUAAGUUCGAAAAACUCUUGCAGCCUUACAAUAACAAAUCAGGAAUGUUAAGUUCCUUAUCAUA